AUGGCUACCACUUCAUCCCUAGACCAACAACAAUUGCUUUUUAUGGAGUCCGAAGAUUGUAUCCUUGUUACGGAACAAGACCAAGAGAAGGGACGAGCUUCAAAGAAACAUUGUCAUAUUUGGUCUAAUAUUGACUCAAAAGUUGGAGAUGAUGAUGUCCCUUGCCUUCACAGAGCAUUUUCUGUGUUUUUGUUCAAUUCCAAGGGACAAUUAUUGCUUCAACAACGUGCCUCGGAAAAGAUUACUUUCCCAGACUAUUGGACGAACACUUGCUGCUCUCAUCCUCUUUAUAAUCUUGAUUCGGAGCGUGAAGGAAAGAAUCAAUCCGGUGUUCGUACAGCUGCUCGUAGAAAAUUGGAACACGAGCUUGGAAUUCCACAAUCAAGCAUUGAUCUAAAUCGUUUUAUUUAUUUGACUAGAAUUUUGUAUAAGGCCCCAAGCGGAAAUCCACAAGACUCACAAUGGGGAGAACAUGAAGUUGACUAUUGUUUGUUUUAUGUGUUAACUGAGAAGGAGGAUGCUCAAUUUGACGAAUAUUUGAAAUCCAUGAAUUUGAAUGAAGUUCGUGCUGUGAAAUUUGUCAAUUCUGAUGAAUUAUUGCACAUGUUGGAUGUCUUAAAUGAGCAAAAGAAAGAAAUUGAAAUUACUCCAUGGUUUAAAUUGAUUUGUAGACGAUUCCUGUUCAAAUGGUGGGAAACUUUGUUACUUUGCAUGGAAAAGAACGAUUUUUCUGCUUUAGAUGCCAUGAAGGAUCAUGAAAAUGUCCACAAGUUGAACUAA
This is a messenger RNA of Naegleria fowleri, 780 nucleotides long. RefSeq lists its product as uncharacterized. NCBI's taxonomy places the organism in Eukaryota, Heterolobosea, Eutetramitea, Acrasida, Naegleriidae. Gene Ontology annotation, molecular function: isopentenyl-diphosphate delta-isomerase activity. Gene Ontology annotation, biological process: isoprenoid biosynthetic process; isopentenyl diphosphate biosynthetic process. The transcript has a single exon. The coding region runs from base 1 to 780 and encodes 259 amino acids. The record is from RefSeq and is a predicted model, not a curated record. Gene Ontology annotation, cellular component: cytoplasm.